Kockovaella imperatae is the source of this 1365-nucleotide messenger RNA. RefSeq lists its product as hypothetical. The transcript has 3 exons. Lineage: Eukaryota; Fungi; Basidiomycota; Tremellomycetes; Tremellales; Cuniculitremaceae. The record is from RefSeq and is a predicted model, not a curated record. Bases 1 to 1365 code for a protein of 454 amino acids.
AUGGUGUCUCCUGCGCAUGGUCAAGAGCUCAACUCGCUUCCGUCCACCCCGCUCACGCCCUCUCUUUCGAUCGUCGACAGUAUCGAGUCGGAUUCCGCGCCAAGGACACCCGCCUCAAUGAACAUCUUGCUCGAUGCGGUCGAUGUAGAGCCUCGAGCACUGAGGGAUGAUCGGACCGACAGUAGCAGCAAUGUGUCAGGCAGCGAGCUGGGCGAUGAUGAUACGAUUCGUCUACUGGUUGAUCCUCACGCCACCCCUACGCAAGAGGGUAGGUAUCAGUCAUCUUCCGAGGGAGUGGAGGGGGAACAAGCAGGAGCGGACGAUGACAUGUUCCCGUCUACGGCAUCGCAUGAGUCGCAGGCCACGAGACAGCGCGUCGAUCAGAUUCGCCCCCCACAGCCGGCUCAUGACCCCUCCGAACCUGUGCGUAUCACCAGCGGUCCACCGGUUGGCUGGAGAUCGACUAUCCCUGCUUCACCCCCCCUUUCAACGCAAGAUCCAUUGACGCAAACGAGAGUGUCCCCUGUCAGUGGCGAGGCACCAGCCAACGCUGGGCUGGACCAGCAACACGAUCUUCGUCGAUCGAGAGAGACCUUCAUUCCUGGCCAAGUCAACAGUCGCCUGUCGAUGACUGUCAAGGGUCGUACCGUCUCAGGAGCGAUGCAGCACGCCAUGCACAGGGUCGAGCAGACAGAUCAAGCCUCAGACUCAGCGGGGUACAAGGGGCCUGGGGAGCGACCAUCUUCAUUCGACUUGCAAAGCACUACGACCUCUCAGCAAGACGAGGAGAUUUGGAUGUCGUACGUCAGAGAUCAGCUCGCGGCGCUCUUCCCCGAUUUCUUCGACCCUUCAGAGUAUAGUUCAAGUCACGACGGUGGAUCCUCAGCUAUCAUGGCCCAGGCGAGAAGCCAAGCGGAGGGAAUAGCCAGAGACGAGGUGGCGCAGAGGCUCGAUUCGAACCAGAGUCAAGAGAAGGGAGGUACCGCGAUAGACAUCGGCUGGAACGUCAUCCAAGAUCGGGGACAUCGUCGAGCCCUGACGUCAAACCGUGUGCCUAGCGUAACCAAUGUUAAGAUAGGCAUGCGAGAUGAAAGCACAUCAGUGGGGACCAACACUGGGGAGCUGGGCAAUGGUAGUGAAGAUGAUGACGGAAGGCCCCCCACUGGAGACGACAUUGAUCGUGAGAUCCAAUCGAGGUCUGGCGAUCUCUCCUCGUCUCAAAUUAUGACUCCGGAAGCAUUGACAUUGAUCCGAUCUAUCGACCACUUGUUUCGUGGUGAAGUACGCGAGGAUGGACACAUCUUCGAGUCGUCCAACCUUGUCCGUCUGAACCUGUCCGUCAGCGAGAAAAUACCUGGCACAUAG